Molecule: messenger RNA, 1254 nt
Organism: Diachasmimorpha longicaudata
Lineage: Eukaryota; Metazoa; Arthropoda; Insecta; Hymenoptera; Braconidae
Product: odorant receptor 13a-like
Exons: 5
Coding region: 1-1173 (390 amino acids)
Biological process (GO): detection of chemical stimulus involved in sensory perception of smell; sensory perception of smell
Cellular component (GO): plasma membrane
Molecular function (GO): olfactory receptor activity; odorant binding
Source: RefSeq, a predicted model, not a curated record
AUGGGGAAAGAUCUCCUGAAGAGUUACACAUCAUAUGCAGAAAGUGUUAAACAACUGUCAAUAAUAAGUGGAAUAUGGCCUUUCAAGAAUCCAAGCAUAUACUACCGAUUGUUCUCGUAUUUGAUUGGUCUAGGACUAUUCACAAUUUCUUGCACAACAAUGAAUUUUGCAUAUAUAAACAUUCAUAACUUGAAUCGUAUGAUGAAGGGCAUGAGCAUAUCUCUGAGCUACUUCAAUGGCAUUGUUAAGGUGAUGUGUUACCUAAUAUAUCGUGAAGAGCUCAUAGAUCUGAAUGAUACUAUAAGUGAAAUCUUGAGAAAACAACAGCAAGAUGAACAGUUACUGUCUCGAGCAUUAUCUUCUUUCACGCUUUUCAAAGUACUCUCAGUGCUUCUGAUGUGUGCAGCUUUUCUUGUUCUUGGAAUGUAUUUUAUAACACCCCUCAUAAUAAUGGCCAACCAAUACACUCAUGGUGUAACACCAAUUCGUUACCUAUUACCCUAUCCUGCUGCAUAUCCAUAUCAUAUCCCAGGUGGAAGUGCACUCUAUCUACUUCACUAUGUGGUAGAGAGUUAUGGAUGCUUCUGUUUUUUUUCUACAUCAUCUAGUACCGACAAUCUUUUUGCUUUAUAUUCGGCGCGAAUAAUUGGCCACCUAAGAGCAUUGACUUAUGAGAUGCAGCAUUUUUCGUUUAAAGCUGAGUAUGAGAAACAUUUGCAAAAACUCAUAAAAAUACACCGACAAUUGAUGCGCUGUUGUGAAAUGUUGCAAGUUAUACAUGGCCCCAUUGUUCUGUCAAUGAUGGUGACGACUUCUAUCAUUUUGUGCUGCAUAAUAUUUCAAAUCAGUCAGAUGAAGACUAUAUCGGCCAAACAGAUUAUUUUUUUUGUUGUAUAUAUGUGCGUUAAAUUACUACAAACUUUGAUAUACGCAUGGGCAGGCGUUCUUGUCACAACAGAGUGUGAAAAUUUUCGGGAUGUAGUAUAUAGCACUGGAUGGGAAAAUAUUGGAACGAAAACUGCUGGCUAUUAUGUGCGAACUAUUCUCAUGCAGAAACCCAUUCGUUUGAAGGCCUGCAGUUACACCUUCAUCUCAAUUAAUGUGCUCACAGGAAUUCUGAAUACAUCGCUCUCAUAUUUUUUCUUAUUACAUUCUUUGGAUGAUGAGCAGUAAUUCAGUAUUUAAUCACUCGUGAGGGGCCAAUACUGCGCUCAAUUGUUAGAUUAAAAAAUCAUUAUCUGUGUGAGAUCAAUG